AUGAGUUGGGGCACUCACCUCGUCGUCCUGGCCCUCACGGGCGCCAUACUUCUCCUCGCCAACCUGGUCUACGCAACGUCGACACGUAUCUACCGACACAAGCACAUCUGGGGAAAACUCGACUGCGUCGGCGGCGUCAACGCCACUAGCAGCACCUCAUCAUGGAUCGCGGCGCUCUUCAGAUCCAUCGGCAGCCUGCAGGACGGUGCACAGGAAGGGUACGACCGCUUCAUCAAAUCCGCCACCCGCCCGCGGCCUUUUGUACUGCCGACGAUGUGGACGGGGGGUCCUGUCGUGGUGCUGCCGCCGUCCAUGCUUCCCCUGGUCAACCGGUCCCCUACCCAAGAAACGGGUGUUCUGGGUCUCCUGGAGCAAUUCCAGUUCCGGUACCUGCACCCGGACCCGGACGUCUGGGCCAACACGGCGAUACAUUUUGACGUCGUGCGCAGGGACAUGGCGCACAAGAAAAUGGCGUCCCUGGCGGCCAUCAUCGCCGACGAGUGGCCCGCGGCGUUCCGUGCGUGCUGGGACGACGAGGACUCGGCAGCCGCCGCGGGCGUCUCGGCCUGGGACUCGGGCGUAGGCAUCAUGGCGCGCGUGGCGUUGCGCCUUUUGGUCGGGCUCCCCGGCUGCCGUGAUGCUUCCUUCUUUGAGCUCUCGCAGCUGUACGCCCGCGCCUUCAUCGUCGACGGUGUUGCCAUCAACUGCCUGCCGCCGGCGCUACGCCCGCUGCUGGGUCCUGUGCUGGCACUGCGGGCGCGCUACUACCAGCGCAAGGUUCUCAGGGCGUUGGUGCCGCUAGUGGAGCAGAAACUUGCCGAGGCGGCGACCGACAAGAACGACGACGGGCAGCAGCAGCAGCAAUCUGGCGACGUGAUCAAGUGGCUCAUCGCACGGUCCGCCACCGAGGGCCCCGAACAGAUGCAGCCCGCCAAGAUUGCGCGUCGCGUCGUAGCGCUCAUGUCCAUGUUUGGCUUCGCCAUCGGCUGGGUCUUUACUCACGCGCUGCUCGACAUAUACAGCAGCCCGUCGCGGGACGACGUGGUGGCCGGGCUCGAGGACGAGUGCGUCAGCGUGUCCCGACGACACAACGGUGUCGACACCAAGGAGGCCGUCGAGGCCCUCUUCCGCCUCGACUCGGCGGUGCGCGAGUCGAUGCGUCUCUCGGACGUCUCGGUGCACAUCCUGCCGCUCGACGUCGUGGCGGGCGACGGCAUCGACCUGGGCGUUGACGGCGCGCGCAUCACGCCCGGCUGCGGCCUGCGCGCCGUCUUCCCCGCGCAGAUGAUACACGCCGAUCCCGACAACUACUCGAAUCCCAACACGUACGACGCCUUUCGCUUCUCAAGGCCGUUUGAGGAGUUGGACGUGGUGCAGCAGAAUGAAGAGGAGAAGAAGGAGGAGAAGAAGCGGGAGCUCAUGACGACGACGACUGCCACGUUCCUACCUUUUGGCUACGGCAGGCGCUCGUGUCCUGGCCGCUGGUUGGUGGCGCACAUGGUCAAGCAGGCGCUGGCUCACGUUGUUCUCAAUUAUGAUGUCGAGGUUACACAGAGGCCUGGCCCGCGGAAGGCGCUGCUGAAUUUCAUGCUUCCGGCAGAGACUGCUCGGAUCACUGUGACUCGGAAAAAGAAGUUCUAA
Molecule: messenger RNA, 1641 nt
Organism: Pyricularia grisea
Lineage: Eukaryota; Fungi; Ascomycota; Sordariomycetes; Magnaporthales; Pyriculariaceae
Exons: 1
Coding region: 1-1641 (546 amino acids)
Molecular function (GO): iron ion binding; oxidoreductase activity, acting on paired donors, with incorporation or reduction of molecular oxygen; heme binding
Source: RefSeq, a predicted model, not a curated record